Molecule: messenger RNA, 1639 nt
Organism: Lynx canadensis (Canada lynx)
Lineage: Eukaryota; Metazoa; Chordata; Mammalia; Carnivora; Felidae
Gene: CHRNB2
Product: cholinergic receptor nicotinic beta 2 subunit
Exons: 8
Coding region: 1-1626 (541 amino acids)
Biological process (GO): signal transduction; chemical synaptic transmission; regulation of membrane potential
Cellular component (GO): neuron projection; synapse; postsynaptic membrane
Molecular function (GO): acetylcholine-gated monoatomic cation-selective channel activity; transmembrane signaling receptor activity
Source: RefSeq, a predicted model, not a curated record
AUGGAGGAGGCAGGACCGUUUGGAUUGGUGAGAGCGAACAAGGAGGGCGGCAACGCCAAGAGCUCCUCCCGAAUCCCGCCCCCUCGUUCCGGCGCUGGUCGCCUUCCGGGGAGAGCGGCCCGAACAGCCUCCGCCCGCCGGCCCCCUCCCGCAGCCCGGCCGCCCCGGCCCGCGCGGCUUCAGCACCGCGGACAGCGCCCCGCCCGCGGCAUGGCCCUGCGCUCCGGCCCCGCCGCGCUGCUGCUCGGCUGCGGCCUCCUCGGGCUGCGCGCAGGCGUCUGGGGUACUGACACGGAGGAGCGGCUAGUGGAGCACCUCCUAGAUCCUUCCCGGUACAACAAGCUCAUUCGCCCAGCCACCAACGGCUCUGAGCUGGUGACCGUUCAGCUCAUGGUGUCGCUGGCCCAGCUCAUUAGUGUGCAUGAGCGGGAACAGAUCAUGACCACCAAUGUCUGGCUGACCCAGGAAUGGGAAGAUUAUCGCCUCACCUGGAAGCCUGAGGAGUUCGACAACAUGAAGAAGGUUCGGCUCCCUUCCAAGCACAUCUGGCUGCCGGACGUGGUCCUAUACAACAACGCCGAUGGCAUGUACGAGGUGUCCUUCUACUCCAACGCCGUGGUCUCCCACGACGGCAGCAUCUUCUGGCUGCCGCCCGCCAUCUACAAGAGCGCCUGCAAGAUCGAGGUGAAGCACUUCCCCUUCGACCAGCAGAACUGCACCAUGAAGUUCCGCUCGUGGACCUACGACCGCACGGAGAUCGACCUGGUGCUCAAGAGUGACGUGGCCAGCCUGGACGACUUCACGCCCAGUGGCGAGUGGGACAUCGUGGCGCUGCCGGGCCGGCGCAACGAGAACCCGGACGACUCCACGUACGUGGACAUCACGUACGACUUCAUCAUCCGGCGCAAACCCCUCUUCUACACCAUCAACCUCAUCGUCCCCUGCGUGCUCAUCACCUCGCUGGCCAUCCUCGUCUUCUACCUGCCGUCCGACUGCGGCGAGAAGAUGACGCUGUGCAUCUCCGUGCUGCUGGCGCUCACCGUCUUCCUGCUGCUCAUCUCCAAGAUCGUGCCGCCCACCUCGCUGGACGUGCCGCUGGUGGGCAAGUACCUCAUGUUCACCAUGGUGCUGGUCACCUUCUCCAUCGUCACCAGCGUGUGCGUGCUCAACGUGCACCACCGCUCGCCCACCACGCACACCAUGGCGCCCUGGGUCAAGGUCGUGUUCCUGGAGAAGCUGCCCGCGCUGCUCUUCAUGCAGCAGCCGCGCCACCGCUGCGCCCGCCAGCGCCUGCGCCUGCGGCGGCGCCAGCGCGAGCGCGAGGCGGGCGCCCUCCUCUUCCGAGAAGCCCCCGGGGAGCCGGCCGGCCCGGCGCAAGGCUGCGGGCUCCGCGCGGCGGUGGACGGCGUGCGCUUCAUCGCGGACCACGUGCGCAGCGAGGACGACGACCAGAGCGUGAGCGAGGACUGGAAGUACGUCGCCAUGGUGAUCGACCGUCUCUUCCUGUGGAUCUUUGUCUUCGUCUGUGUUUCCGGCACCAUCGGCAUGUUCCUGCAGCCUCUCUUCCAGAACUUCUCCGCUGCCGCCUUCCUGCACGCGGACCGCUCGGCGCCCAGCUCCAAGUGAGGCCCUCCCCGGC